AUGGAAUCGCUGAUAUUGUUGGAAGAAGGAGGAUGGUUGUCCAUUACAUAUGGAGUUGGUUUUGCCCCACAUGUCAUCAUGAUUGCUGUAGGAGAAGACAUCACAAAAAAAAUAAUGUCAUUUUCACAACAAGGGCCUAGAUCAAUUUGUAUUUUAUCGACAAAUGGUGUCGUCUCCACUAUAACUCUUUAUCAGCCAUCAACUUCUGGUGGCACUGUUAUAUAUGAGGGACGAUUUAAGAUAUUAUGUAUAUUGGGCUCUUUCUUGGUCAAUGAUAGUGGUGGAUCUUGGGGUAGGAUUGGUAGCGUAAGUAUUUCUCUUGAUAGUCCAGAUGGUCGCGUGAUAGGUGGUGGAGUUGGAGGUGUUCUAAUUGCAGUAACUCCAAUUCAGGUAAUAGUGGGAAGCUUUUUAUGCUCAAGUUCAAAGGCAAAGAAAAGAGCUGCACAAAGUGUAUAGGGUGCAGAAACUUCAGAUGUUCAGACCACUGACAAUUUCGUAAAUCCAUCUGAUGCUCUUUCAAACCAGAAUCUCACACCAUCCUCGUCAAUGGGAAUAUGGCCUAGUUCAAGACAGAUGGAUCUACAAACUGGCCAUAUUGACAUUGAUUUGAUGCGAGGAUGA
Capsicum annuum is the source of this 621-nucleotide messenger RNA. RefSeq names its product AT-hook motif nuclear-localized protein 9. The record is from RefSeq and is a predicted model, not a curated record. The transcript has 5 exons. NCBI's taxonomy places the organism in Eukaryota, Viridiplantae, Streptophyta, Magnoliopsida, Solanales, Solanaceae. Gene Ontology annotation, molecular function: minor groove of adenine-thymine-rich DNA binding.